AUGGAACAGAAGGAGGUCGCAGGACUAGGAGGCAAAGAGAGUCCGAGGUCCUCACUUAGGCCGGUUUACGCGAACACUGCCGAGAAGGAGACCACGAUGAUGAUGAUGAUGAUUAAUCGUGGAGUAGAGAACAUCCCUGCUCCUCUCGAAGGCCGGUUUACGCGUAACCCGAGGCCCAUCACGGGUGACGACUCGGAAAAUGACUCGGAAGAUGACUCGGAAGAUGACUCGGAAAAAGAGUCGCAAGAUGACAACGAGCACUCUGAGGCCGAGCUUCGCGACGAGGAUGCUAUGGGGGGCACUGAGGAUGGCGGUGAUGAUGGUCGCGAUGAUAAUUACAGUGAAGACGACGACGUAGAUUACGACGAAGCUGUAGGCGAUUGCCACAAAGGUGGCGGCGAUGACGAUUAUCACGAAGAUGAGCAGCGAGGAGGCCCCACCGAAGAGGCUCUAGCCGCGGUCCGAGAUGAGGCGUCCUCGUUCAUGGCGUACUUUCCGCCCGAGAUAGAGGACGCCGUGGUCGCGAUGACCAACCUGGAAGCGUCCAGGCGCCGCACCGCCAUCGACGGUUGGAAGCCCAUGGGCCGCGCCGAGUUCCGAGCCUACGUGGGGCUGCUGAUACUCGCCGGCGUGUACAGGUCGCGAGGCGAGGCCUGCGAGAGCCUGUGGGACGCAGAGAGCGGCAGGUCUGUGUUCAGAGCCACGAUGCCGCUCAAGACCUUCCGGGCUUACUCGAGCGCCCUGCGGUUCGACGACCGAGAGACCAGAGAGGCCAGGCGUCGCAACGACCGCGGUCAAUACGACAAGCUGGCCCCGGUCAGAGCGGUGUGGGAUGAGUGGUGCGGGCGCUUGCCUCUCAUGUACCGACCGGGACCCGAGGUCACCGUGGACGAGAGACUGGUGCCGUUUAGAGGUUUGUGUGAUGAUGAUGAUGAUGAUGAUGAUGGGACGUAUGGGAUGGAUAGAAGGUGUCCGUUCAGGCAGUACAUGCCCAGCAAACCGGCCAGGUACGGGAUCAAGAUAUGGGUCGCGUGCGACGCCCAGUCCAGCUACGCGUGGAAAAUGCAGGUGUACGCCGGCAAGCCCGACAAGCUCGGUCCUCCCGAAAAGAACCUGGCCACCCGAGUGGUCAUGGACCUCACCGAGGGACUGGCACCUGGACGCAACGUCACCUGCGACAACUUCUUCACGUCGCGCGAGCUCGCGACGAGGCUUUUUCGCGAAAGAGGCCACACAUUGCUGGGCACCCUCCGAGCCAACAGGCCCGAGAUCCCCAGAGAGCUGCGCUGCGUCAAGGGCAGGGCUGUUGGCUCCACCCAGGCCGCGGUGCUCCGCGGCGGCCCGGACGGCUGGCCACCCAACGCGGUUGUCCUGUCCUACGUGGCGAAAAAGAACAAGAACGUGCUACUCCUCACCACCUCUCCGCGCUACGUCGGGCCCUCCGGGUCACUGCUGGAGCCGAGCAGCAACCCCGACGGCGGCGGGGGCGGCUCUGCGAAACCCUCAAUGGUGCUGCAUUACAAUCGCACCAAGGGAGGCGUCGACAACCUAGACAAGGUUGUGGGGACCUACAGCUGCAGGAGAAAGACUUCUAGGUGGCCCGUGGCCCUUUUCCACAACAUGGUGGACGUGGCGGCCUACAACGCGUUCGUCCUCUGGAGGGAGAUCCACCCGGACUGGAUGUCGGGCAAACUCAACAAACGAAGGCUGUUCCUUGAGCGUCUGGGCAAAGCGCUCGUUCUCCCGACGCUCGAGGCCAGGCGACGACGAGGAACGCGAGGAGGAAGGCGAGAAGGAGAAGGAGAAGGAGAAGCCGUCUCCACUCCUGAUUCCCGCCGCGACGAGCCGCGGGAAACCCCGGUCAAGAGGCAGAGGUGCCGCGUCUGUCCCAGGAGCAAGGACGUCAAGACCAAGAUCGUUUGCUUCGCCUGCCACGUGCAUGUGUGCUCGAGGUGCGCGCUCACGUACUGCCCCAACUGCGCCGCGGCCCGCUGUCCGGUUUCGCGACGAGACCCCUCCGAAGACGACGAGCGCCGGGGCCCACCUGUGUCUGCUUGA
Oreochromis aureus is the source of this 2058-nucleotide messenger RNA. RefSeq names its product piggyBac transposable element-derived protein 4-like. Bases 1 to 2058 code for a protein of 685 amino acids. The record is from RefSeq and is a predicted model, not a curated record. NCBI's taxonomy places the organism in Eukaryota, Metazoa, Chordata, Actinopteri, Cichliformes, Cichlidae. The transcript has 5 exons.